AUGCUACCAAGAAGACAUAUACAUUCUGGUUUGGAGGCUGAAAUUGAGUCAGAGUCUCGUGAGGAAGCUGCGAGAUUGAAAGAGCGAGGAAUCGAUUCGACGAAAUCGCAGCCCGCUAAGUUUGUUGGAAUGUAUAACAGAUAUGACCAAGAACGCUUCGGAAAGCUGAAUGAGUUCCAAACGAUGGGCACAUCGUCAUUCGUUGGAACAAAUCUCAGUUCGAUCAGUACACUGGAGAAUCGACCCUUGGACUCAGUGGAGAAUCAGAAUCCAGACGAAGCGGCAAGAAGAACCGCUCUGGCUACGACGAUACCUCAAAGCGUAAGCACUCCUGAUGAACCGAAAAAGCGAGUCAGCCGUACGCCAAUCAUUAUCAUACCGUCGGCUAUGACUUCGUUAUUGACCAUUUUCAACGCUCAAGACAUAAUUCAGGAUAUGAAUUUCGUGACAACAGAGGAGAAAAGAAAGGAGAAAAAUAUGCAGCGAAAGUCUCAGAUUUAUAUUCAGCGAAAGAAGAAUGACACCUCAGUACCCUACCUUAUUGUGGACCAACCGAACAAAUUCACGGAUGCGGAGUGGGAUCGUGUGGUUGCAGUUUUCAUCACGGGACAAUUGUGGCAGUUCACAAGCUUUCAAGCGGUGCACAGCAUCCAAGUAGAGAUAUUUUGCCAAAAAUUCCGUGCUUGA
Cooperia oncophora is the source of this 687-nucleotide messenger RNA. The record is from the annotation of a GenBank genome assembly. NCBI's taxonomy places the organism in Eukaryota, Metazoa, Nematoda, Chromadorea, Rhabditida, Trichostrongylidae.